AUGGAGGUGUUUUCUGUGAAACUGCGUGGCGAGUUGAUCUUUCUUGCGGUGGUAAAUAUUUUCCUUUCAAUUACUGCAUUUCUGGGGAAUGCUCUGAUUCUGGUUGCGCUACACAGAGAAUCUUCACGUCGUCCGCCUUUUGCUUCCAUAGUCCUGUAUCGUAACCUAGCAAUAACGGAUCUCUGUGUUGGUAUUCUUGUGGAGCCAACGUAUAUUGCCUAUUUGAUGUCCUUGAUGGACAAAAGAUAUGAUAUUUGUCAUUACAUACGUGUGACAUGCUUUUUAACUACAAGUGUACUAUGUGCAGUUUCUUUUCUGACCUUGACUGCAAUUAGCGUGGACAGACUUCUCGUUGUUUCGCUGAGGUUCAGAUACAGACAAGUUGCAAGUUCUAAACGAAAAGUUAUAACUGUUAUUGUUUUCUGGAUAUUAUCCAUCGUUGGAGCUUCACAAUACUUUUGGGAUCCUCUUUUAAAAGCGUGGCUGUUUGGCAGGACAAUAACAUUUCUUUGUCUGAUUACCUCAAUUUUCUCUUACACAAAAGUAUUAUUCACCCUUCGUCACAACCAAGUUGAUGUUCAGAACAGCGCUGCUCGAGGACAAUUAAGCCAAGCAAUUCCAGGGAACAUAGCUCGGUACAAAAAGACAGUGUACAGUGUAUUGUGGGUGCAGGCAGCAUUGGUCGUUUGUUAUUUACCAGUGGGAAUAGUGGGAGCACUUACACCUCAAAGAGGGCCAGUGCCUGUAAAGAAUUACCUUGCUAGACAAUUUACCCUUACUUUAGUUUAUUUGAACUCGUCAUUAAACCCGCUGCUUUACUGCUGGAAGAUCCGAGAAGUAAAGCGAGCUGUAAAAGCCACAAUCAUACAACUGCUCUUUUUUGUCGACUUAGGUUAACACCAAAUUUUAAUUUUUAGUGGUGAUAUAUUUUUUUGUUUUUAUUGAAAUAUACCGUUAACUUCUUCUUAUAAGCCCUGGGAUUAAAACAGCCAUAGUAAGUGAUAUUAGGAGGGCUUACAAACCGGGGAGGAGGGCUUAUAUCCCAAGGGGCUUAUAACCGGGCUAAAAAAAAUAGUUUCAUUAUUAGUAGGACUGAUCAAAAUAUACGUUUUCAAUUUACUCGCUUUUUUAAGCUUCAAAGUAUCGUAAAAAAUCGAAUUAAUUUCAAUACAAGCUAGAGGAGGGCUUAUAUCCGGCAGUCUGGAAAAUUCAGAAAUUUUGUACAAGAAGAUUUUAUCCUACUCGCCUGGCGAACGUUAAAGGCGAUUUUGAAAUUUUAAUACAAUUUUAGAUCUCCACGCCCCUAUUAGACAUAUGCCUGGGAGACAAUCAUCAAUAUCGUGGCUAACAUCUGACAUAAAGAAAUAAAGUAAUGAAAGACAGAGACUAUCAUAAAAAUAUGCUGUAAAAUAUUCUUGAGCGCCCGUUUUUUCUUGUGUCCACUACUUCCACGUUUCCCCUCUACGCAGGCUAGGCUUGCAUAGCCACUGGAAACUUAAUCAAUCUGCCAGAAAAAAGGUAAAUACUGAGAUGCGCAAAGAGAAAUCACACUACUAUCGACAAAAAAUUGAUGCUUGCAAAGCCACAGACCCUGAAAUACGUUGGAAAAUAAUAAAUUCACUCACCGGCAAGGGCAAUAAAACUACUCUUACUAACGAUAUCCUAAUUAAUGACUGUCUCGGCUUUGGACCUGCACCGUUAGAGAGCAAGGCAAUACUUGUGAAAUAACAGCCAAACAUAUUAAUCUUAUGUUCAAAAAGAGCAAAGAAUUACUGAAAAUGUAACACUGAAAGAAAACCUUUGAUUAUUUUAGAGUGCGUGUAUCAUUAGUUAGACGUUAUUGUUAUUUAAAUAUAAAAGACCGGCUUUAUUGUAAACAAACCGAUAACUUCAUAUGGAGAGUAAGGCACAAUAAAGAUACCGUUACUGUUACUGUUACUGUUCAGUGGCGGAUCCAGAACUUCAGAUAAAGGGGGGAGCCCGGUUCUAAAACAUUUUUUUCGGCCCUUUGGGCCUCAGUUUCGUCUAGAAAUAGGGGGUGCGAGCACCCCGGGCCCCUCCCGUGUAUCCGCCACUGCUGUUAUAUAAUUACUGUUACUGAUUCCCCCGUCGGGGCUGUUCAAGAUAGCCGCGUUGUUUGGAAAAGACACCCCAGGGCACAGGAUCGAUAAAUAAAUGAUACAAAAACGACUAGAACAACCAGCGAAGUAUAGAGCCUGCUCGAGGGAAAGAGUAACAAGUCUUCUUUAAAUUUUCAGAUUUUUAGUGUUUUGAUUAAUUAUUCAGUCAAUUAAGAUCAGACAAUUAAUUACUAAUGUGAAAUCAAGUUAUCAAUAAAAAUUUUUUCCAUCCUAAACCAAUCGUGCUCCAGUAUUUUCUUAAGCAAUGCAUUACUGUCAUACGAAGCUCUUUGUGCGAUCACCUCUCGUAAGCGACCACUAAAUCUUCGCUUUAGGUGGUCGCUUACAGGAGGUUCGACUGUAGUUUACUGUUAGUUUUUCCGGCUUUGACUUUUUGUUUUUUGUCAAACUACUCUUUUAAACAUAUUUUUAUCUUUUGAAGAAAAUGUUGGAAGUUUCACACUAAAGGUACUAAUGACUAGAAAUAUAGUCAAAGUCGGCUUCUUUAAAGCGGGAAAAUAUAACAGUUGUAGACUUGCUGAUGGAAUGAAAAUUCUUCGAUCCUUUUUUUCUUCACUGAGUUGGUAUUUUUAUGCUCCUUCAGUGAAGCACCGAAUUAAAAGAACACUUGGAUAUCAACUAUUUUUUACUAUUAAUAAGUUACGACAACUUUCGAGAGUUCCAAUCAAACUUACCUCAAAGACAAUUCAUCUGUUGCAUAAAGCAAUUUGACGAAAGAGAAAUAAAGCCGUCAUUUACGGAGUACUGAGAUGAAGUUCGUUUAACUUUUAAAACAGUGACCCAUACACUCGAUAUGUUUUCAUUCAGCUUCAGCAAGCGAAAUUAUCUUGGCAAAAGCCCUCUUCCGACUACUUAUAAACAAUUGUUUCUCGCCCUCACACACAGUCCUGGAUUCUGGAUUCCACGCCUUGGACUCCGGAUUCCAGGUAUAGAUUCGGGCUCUUUGACAGUGGGACUUAGAUUCACGAAUCCAGUUGUUAGUGGGAUAACGGAUUCCUUAAGCUGUAUUCAGGAUUCUAAAGUCAAGGAUUCCGGAUUCCAAAAGCAUAAAUUUCGCGGAAUCCUGAAUCCCGAUUCCCUUACAUGGGAAAAUGUUUUCGUCAUUGGAGAAAGUGAUAAGGUGAGACUGUUGUGCAGCAGAUAUUGGGAUAACCAUGAUUCAGCCAAAACAGGAAACGUUACGCUAAAAACAGGAAAAAGGUAACAAAGGAAAUUACCACAGGAAUAGUUUAAUCGCUCUGUUGGUCGACAUAAAGGGUUCAAGACACUUCGGAACGAUACAAAACAGCUUAGGUCUUGUUUAGUUCACUACCUAUAGGCAGUAGUCCGCUGUAUUACAAAUUGCACAGGCGUGGCGGUAACAAACGCUACUUCUGCGGAACAAUUUUGCUUGGAGGUGUUUUCUGUGAAACUGUACGGCCAGUUGGUCUUUCUUGCGGUGGUAAAUAUUUUCCUUUCAGUUACUGCAUUUCUGGGGAAUACUCUGAUUCUGGUUGCACUACACAGAGAAUCUUCACGUCUUCCGCCUUUUGCUUCCAUAGUCCUAUAUCGUAACCUAGCAAUAACGGAUCUCUGUGUUGGUAUACUUGUGGAGCCAACGUAUAUUGCCUAUUUGAUGUCCUUGAUGGACAAAAGAUUUGAUAUUUGUCAUUACACGCGUAUGACAUACUUUUUUUACAACAAUUGUACUAUGUCCAGUUUCUUUUCUGACCUUGACUGCAAUUAGCGUGGACAGACUUCUCGUUGUUUCGCUGAGGUUCAGAUACAGACAAGUUGCAAGUUCUAGACGAAAAGUUAUAACUGUUAUUGUUUUCUGGAUAUUAUCCAUCGUUAGAGCUUCGCAAUACUUUUGGAAGCCUCCUUUAAAAACGGAGGGAUAUUAACACUUCUUUGUCUGAUCACUUCAAUUUUCUCUUACACAAAAAUAUUCUUCAUCCUUCGUCACAACCAAGUUGAUAUUCAGAACAGCGCUGCUCGAGGACAACCAAGCCAAGCAAUUCCAGGGAAUAUAGCUCGGUACAGAAAGGCAGUGUACAGUGCACUGUGGGUGCAGGCAGCAUUGGUCGUUUGUUAUCUGCCCCUGCGUAUAGUGGUAGUAGUUACAUCUCAAAGAGGGCCAGUGCCUGUAAAGAUUUACCUUGCUAGACAAUUUGCCCUUACUUUAGUCUACUUGAACUCGUCAUUAAACCCGCUGCGUUACUGCUGGAAGAUGCGAGAAGUAAAGCGAGCUGUAAAAGACACAAUCAGACAACUGCUCUGUCAACACUAAAAUUUUAAUUUUUAGUGGUGAUAUAUUUUUUUUGUUUUUAUUGAAAUAUAAUGUUAACGUCUUCCUAUAAGCCCUGGGAUUAAACAGCUAUAGUAAGUUGUAUUAGGAGGGCUUACAAACCGGGGGGAGGGCUUAUAACCCAAGGGGCUUAUAACCGGAUCAAAAUACUUUUCAAAUUUACUCGCUUUUUUAAGCUUCAAAGCUUCGUAAAAAAAACGAAUUAAUUUCAAUACAAGCCAGAGGAGGGCUUAUAUCCGCCAGGCUCGAAAAUUCAGAAAUUUUUUACAAGAAGAUUUUAUUAAUGAUCUUAAUAAAUCUUGAAUCUUUUAAUGACCCUAUCCUACUGGCCUGGCGAACGUGGAAGGCUAUUUUAAUUCUAAUACAGUUUUAGAUCUCCACGCCCCUAUUAGCGCAUAUGCCUGUGAGACAAUCAUCAAUACCGUAGCUGACAUCUGACGAAAGAAAGUAAUGAAAGGCAGAGACUAUCAUAAAAAUAUGCUGUAAAAUAUGCCUAGUGUGGCCACUGGAAACUUAAUCAAUCUGCCACAAACAAGGUAAAUACUGAGAUGCGCGAAGCGAAAUCACACUACUAUCGCCAAAAAAUUGAUGCUUGCAAAGCCACAGAUCCUAAGAUGUGUUGGAAAAUAAUAAAUUUACUCACUGGCAAGGCCAAUAAAACUACUCUUAUUAAUGAUAUCCCAGUUAAUGACUGUCUCAGCUUUACUUCAAAUCUGGGACAACUGGUUUGGAAAUCUGGACAACUGAAAAUUUUUUGGGCGAGGUAGUUUUUCUUGUUAUUCGAAAGGCCUUUAAUUCAGUUGAUCAUUCGAUUUUGCUAGAGAAAGUUGAGUUUAUGGAGCCUCUGAUAGGAAACUGAUGUGGUGUGAGUCCUAUCUAUAAACCGCCCGACAGCAACAAUGUUUCGGCGGUAGAUGGACAUUUAUCUUUUCAUAGAAACUUACUCUGUGAAGUUCCUCAGGGGUCUAUUCUUGGCCGUCUGUAAUUUCUUAUUUAUACAAAUGACUUAUCAAAUUGCUUAGAGUUUACUACCCGCUGUUUACAUACGGACGAUAGCCAAAUAUUUGCUUCUAGUAUUGACGCAGAUGUUCUUGCUAAUAUUAUCAAUUCUGAUCUAGAAAACCUUUGUGAUUGGCUCACAGUUAAUAGGCUCCAAUUUUACCCUUUAAAAAUUUAGUUAAUGCUCAUUUGAUCGCCAUAUUACUUGAAUAAUAAAUCUGAAGAUUUACCAAAUGCUAUAUCCAUUGACAAUAAUAUUGUUUCUCAUGUAACCUCCAAUAAAUGUUUGGGAGUUUUAUAAAAUAAAACCCUCUCUUUAGAGACACAUUGAGUAUAUAUUUAUAAAGGCGUACUCUAGUGUAGGAGUUCUAAGAAGAAUUAAUCCUUUUCUCGCGCUUUACAUUCUUGCUAAACUUAUGCAUUUCCCUUGUACAACCUUAGUUUGAUUACUGUUCGCCCUUAUGGGAUACUUGUGGAAAGCAACUAAAAGAUAAAUUGCAAAAAAAUCGAAACCAUGCGGGUAGGGUCGUUUUCUUAAACUCGUCAAUAAGCCCGUAGUUGCUCUAUAUACGGCUGGAGGACCUGAGAAGUAAGACAUUCUGGGAAAGUUACAAGCAGUAUCAUGAUGACGAUGACGAUGAUGAUGAUGAUGAUUAUUAUUAUUAUCAAUAUUAUUAUUUUGACGCACCAAACUAACUCUUUGACCCGAUUUGUAGAGCACAGAAUAUAUAGUGAGUAAAAGAUACAAACCAAAACAGGAAAACGUGAUACAAACAGGGAAUUUGUUGCAAAGGAAAUUGCCGCCCAUAGUUAAUCUUUUGAUCGACAAAAAAAAUGUUUCAACACCCCUUGAAUAGCGCGAUAGAAACCUUAAAGUCAUGGGGUCAUAUAUGUGCUAGGAUACUAAGCACAGGUCUUUUCUCUCCUUUUGGCAUUACACAGACAUGGUGGCGCUAACAAACUUUACAGGGGAUGAACACCAGAACGUUGGCUUGGAACAAUUUUGCUUGGAGGUGUUUUCUGUGAAACUGUACGGCCAGUUGAUCUUUCUCGCUGUGGUAAAUAUGUUCCUGUCAAUUAGUGCAAUUUUUGGGAAUACUCUGAUUCUGGUUGCGUUACACAGAGAAUCUUCACUUCGUCCGCCUUUUGCCUCCAAAUACCUGAAUCAUAACCUAGAGAUAACCGAUCUCUGGGUUGGUAUCCUUGUGGAGCCCGCGUAUAUUGCCUAUUUGAUGUCAUUGAUGGACAAAAGAUUCGAUAUUUGUCAUUACACACGUGUGACAUGCUUUUUCAUAACAUUGGUACUUUGUGCAGUGUCUUUCUUGACAUCCUCUGCAAUAACCGUGGAUAGACUUCUCGUUAUUUUGCUGAGGCUCAGGUACAGACAGUGGCCACUAGCUUAAAAGUCUUACAGUCUCUCGGUGGUUGAGAAGUCCCACUAAGGCACUCGACGGACCACUUCCCCCAGAUGAAAUCACAGAAAUGGAUUUGAGAAAGACACGUCCGUCUGUUUUUAUCAAGACCAAAAUUAGUAUCAGCCCAGUAUCUCGGACGCUUUGGUCGCUAAUCCAGCCCGAGUGACAUAAAAGAACGUGAAGUAAUAUAUUUUAUUCCAUUAACGAACUGAACACAAGACAUUGAGCAUUUUUAAAAUUUAAAGCAGCUGUUACAGCCGCCCAGUAAAGCUACUGCUAGGGAUUUCCAAAUGAUGCAGUUCGCCAAAGUGAAUAAGUUUCGCAAAGAAGUAGUAAGUCAUCUGUUUAACUGUAAAUUAUCGGAACUGAGCGUUCUCAAUAUCCCCUGUAGCAUUUCUAAAUAUGUUUUAUUUGCUCGGAACUGUUAAAGGAGCUGUGUAACGGCAGUCCAGUUCAUUUUGUUUAAUUUUGCCAAUUACUCGCCCUCAAUCGCUAUGGAACUUGAAGUAAGCAAAGAAAUUACAGGCAAAUGACAAAAUCAGAGAUCCAAGAAUCUGUUUCAGUCUUCGUCAGUUUUGCCCAUCCGUGGCAUCUGUUGUUUCUGUUAUGUUAUUUUAAUCUUCCUUUAAAGUUUUAAGCGGUUAUUUUUAUGUUUCUCUAAAUUUUAACGGCAUUUUGUAAUUUCCUAAUUUGGUUGAAUUUCGUGACACAGCUCCUUUAGUUGUCCAACUGAAACACCAUGUAACUUAAGAAUCGACGGGCUCUGGGAACGAGAAGUCUAACUGAGGCCUAUGAGGUAUUUCCGUUUCCGGUACUUGACCCAAGUAGAAGUUCCUACAAAGUGUUCGUGUCCAGGCUUCUAGCAGUUUGAGUAUAGGAUGCGUUGCCACACGUACGUCGAACGAUGGAGCGAUAUCAAGCUUUAGUUAUCGCGAGACAAAUGAUAACAGACCCCGUUGUUUUUGUUUUCACGCAUGGAACUUGUUAUGUUAAGACUACUCCGCCAGUUUUUUUUUUCUGCGAUAACAGGAGCCGGCUCCUGGCGAUAAAGAAUAUUACUAAAUCAAAGCAAGCCAAAAAAUAUGCAAACAACUAUGAGGUCAGCCUCAACAUGGAUAGCAAUUAGAAUUUUCCAUAUUUACGUUAACAUUUCAAACUUAAUUGUACUAAAGGGACGAUUGGUAGAGCUUAUGAUAGUUAAUUACAAAUGGCUGCAAACAUAAACAGGAAAACGACGCCAAAACAAGAGCUACACAAUAGAAAAUUACUUCCGAUCUAGUGUUGCGAACUGUACAAAUACAAGGGCCGGCGGCAUGCCUAUCAUUAUCGGCACUGCAGAGAAAUGGCCUUCACAAAUUUUACAGAAGAUGAAAACCAAAAGACAGGUUUAGAAGAGUACUGUUCGUUUGAAUUUUCCGGGGAAGUACGUACUCUAUUGAUCUCUCUCUCAGUGGUAAUGAUUAUCCUGUCGAUUGCUGCAUUUCUGGGGAACACCCUGAUCCUAGUUGCUCUGCACAAAGAAUCCUCACUUCUAAGUCCGCCUUUUGCUUCCAGAGUCCUUUAUCGUAACCUAGCGGUUACUGAUCUCUGUGUUGGUGUCAUCGCGGAGCCCAUGUAUAUUGCCUUUUUGAUGUUUGUAGUGAACAAAAGUUAUAAUAUCUGUCAUUACACACGAGUGACAUGUUAUUUCAUCACUAGUACACUUUGUGCAUUGACUUUCUACACGUUGACUGCGAUAAGCGUGGACAGACUUCUCGUUCUUUCGCUGGGGCUGAGAUACAGACAAGUUGCAAGUUCUAAAAGAAAAGUUGUGACCGUAAUUUGUUUAUGGAUUUUUUCCAUUGUCCGCACAUCUCUGUAUUUGUGGAAUCCUAGCAUAGCGCGACAGCUGAACAGAAUACUCUCACCUCUUUGUCUAACCACCACAAUUUUCUGUUACACAAAAAUUUUCUUCUCUCUUCGUCGUAACCAAAUUCAAGUUCAUACCAUCGCUUCUCAAGGACAAUCAGGCCAAGCAAUCUCACCGCUAAACACAGCUAGAUACAGAAAAGCAAUUUACAGUGCACUGUGGGUGCAGGUAACGAUGAUUGUUUGUUAUGUGCCAGCGAGCAUAGUAGUGGCUAUGACACCUGAAAAAGGACCAGUGCCUUUAUCACUUUACCUUGCUAGGCAAUUAACUGUUACUUUAGUUUAUUUGAACUCGUCGUUAAACCCGCUGCUUUAUAGCUGGAAGAUCAGAGAAGUAAGGCAAGCUAUGAAAGUUACUAUCAGACAACUGCUUUGUUUGGCGAGUUAGUUCUUGAUAUAAGCUUACUUUUUGGUGACAAUGCAUGUCCAGUUUCAUUGAAGUAAUAUGCAGGUUAGAAAAUUGCCAUGAUUUUAGUUUAGAUUUCAUAAGAACAUGGGCGGUUUUUGUUUUUAAGUUUAAACAGCUAAGCUUAAAUUUUGAUAUCGGGAGACUAUAGCGAACAUCAAUUGUGAAUAUCAUUGAAAUAUUUGAAUGAAGUUGGUACUGCUGGAUAUUUCAAAAUUAUAUAACGUAAGAAAAAAAGUUAAGCAACCCUGAAGAAUUACACCUUUGUUAACUGUUUUGAAGGAACAUUUUACAAAAAAUUAUUUCAUUUUACUCAAAGAAACGGUAGCUUUUCAUAGCUCAAGUCGAGCGUACCUCACAGGAUUUCAAGCUGAUGAAUUCAUCUAGCUUGCAGCGUUACUUAUACAUGUAAGCUCAGUAAUAAUAAAGUUUAUCUUUGCAGCUUUGACUCAAGUUGUCGAUCCUUUCUUUCAACUCUUCUAUCCCAGAAAUAGACCACAUGAGCAUGGCGUUCAACCCGUGGGGGUGGAGGGGCUACUCAACAACGUCUUAUACGGGGAGGCUCCAUCCCGAGGUCCCACCCCUCACCCUUUUAUAUCCCAUUUUUGACAGAAGAGGUUCCCCUUUUGUAUACCCUCUAUCGACAAAUUGAUAGUACCCCCCUUUUACAUACCUAAUUUAGAACUCUGCAUUCCUUUUAACUGCCGUAAAUUAACCGUCUUUUUAACAUGGAUAAAUCACUUAACCACGAAGUUUUCUUGUCUCUUUCACAUCCCUAAAACGCGUCUGUUAGCCCUUUUUGGUCCUUUUAAGGACCGAAGUGAUAGACUUCCCUCCCCUUUCACAUACUUCAACUAACGAAAUCCCUGCCCUUUCAUAUACCUAAAGCCUGAAAAAGCACCCCUUUCGGGCGGAGCCUCCUUGUGUAGGCCAUUAGAGGGAGUAUCCCCCCCCCACCCCCCCACCCCGGGGAUCAACUCGUGCACAUCGUUGCCUAUACUUAACCAUGAGCUGAUCAUUUCAACAUUUCUUGUCAUUUCACAUUACCUUCUACCAAACGUCUCACCGGACCAGUUUCAGUUUCAAAACGUUUCUGUCUGAUGAAUCCAUUCACGGGAAGCCGGACACCCUUGAUACUUUCGCCCCGUGGAGUCCAAGACAGUCUUGUAUUUUGGAUUCCAUGCCGCGGAUUCCGGAUUCCAGGUACUGCAGUCCGGAUUCCAAUCCGGCCUUAUAUGUAUUCCGGAAUCCAAAACCCAGGGAUUCCGGAUUCCACAGCAAAAUUCCCUGGAUUCCGGAAUCAGUCCACAAGCGAAAAUUUCCCUGAGUCCGGAAUCCUGAUUCCCCUACAUGGGGCGAAUACUUCCCCUGGGCUGCCGGCCGAGUGAUUCCACUUCUGGCGAGCCUGAUAGUAAACAGGUCGCCGUUAUCAGUAAAGAGAUUUCCCGGUUUCGUUUUCGCUUUCAAAACAAACGCACACCAUUCCAUAUUAUGUUUAGACUAUAACAGUCCUCGCUAAUCUAACUGAAGCUGGGGAUCGAUUACACAACUGCUGUUUUUGCUCAAGUAAGGUUAUCUUACACGGUACGAUUCGCAACGACGAUUUUUAGCGCAGAGGAGCGUAAUUGCAAUGUUGGAACAAUGUUGUAACUAUUCAAAACAAUGUAGCAACAAUGUUGCAACGCUCUGUUGCACUAAAACUAGUUGUUGCGAAUCGUCUCGUGUAACAUCACCUUAAAGGAAAGAAAUUUGUACUCCUAAUAAUUAACAAAACAGGGCUUCUUAUUAGGAUGACCACCAAGUUAGUUCCUCUUAAAUACGAUCCCAUCGUGUGAGUUUUAUUGUGAGGCCCUAACACUGUGUGUCAGCAGAGCACAGGAAAGUGAACUGGAAAUUUAAGCCAGAACAGGAACAGGUUACAAAAACAGGGCAAAGUGGUAAAGGAAACUACCGCCUUUUUAAUUAAUCUGUUAAUCUACAAAUAAACUGAGUGUUUUAAAACACCUUGAGGGAUCUUACCAUAGCUGAGUCAUAUAUGCUACUACACUAGGCACUCGUCCGCUUAAUUUUGUAUUUCACAGACAAAUGGCAGUAACAAACUUUACAGGCGAUAAAAACCAAGGCAUACUGGAACAAUAUUGCUCGAAAGAAGUUUUUAUGGAAGAACACGGCGAGUUGAUCUUUUUUUCAGUGGUAAAUUUGUUCCUGUCGAUAACUGCACUUUUGGGGAACACUCUGAUUCUAAUUGCGCUUCGAAGAGAAUCAUCACUUAGUCCGCAGUCCAAACUCCUGUAUCGUAACUUAGCCAUAACUGAUUUUUUUGUUGGUAUCAUUGUGGAGCCUGCGUAUGUUGUUUAUUUGGUGUCCAUGGUGAACAAAAGACACGGAAUUUGCCAUUACGCUCGUGUGACAUGUUUGAUUGCAGCCUUUGUACUAUGUUUGGUGUCUCUGUGUACCUUGACUACAAUAAGCGUGGAACGACUUCUUUGCCUGUUACUGGUGCGCAGAUACAGACACAUUGUCACUUACAAAGGAACAUGUAUAGCUGUAAUCGUUAUUUGGGUUUUGUGCGUUGUCGGCGCAUUAACACAAUUUUGGAAUCCUUUUGUAACUUUUCUGUGGGGCUAUAUAGUUUUGAUUCUUUGUGGGCUCACUACAAUGUGCUCUUAUUCAAAAAUUUUUUUCACUCUGCGUCGCAAUCAAGUUGUUGUUCAGAUGGAACACUCUCACGGACACCCGAUUCAAGCAAUUCCACGCAACGUAGCUCUUUACAAAAAGGCAGUGUACAGUGCACUGUGGCUGCAGGUAACAUUGUUAGUUUGUUAUCUACCAGUGGGUAUACUACGGCAUACCACUCAAUCAAGAGAGAUGUCUUUUCCGGUUUACAUUGCUAGGCAUUUCACAGUUACUUUAGUUUAUUUAAACUCGUCGUUAAACCCGAUAGUUUAUUGCUGGAAGAUCAGACAAGUAAGGAGAGCUGUAAAAGAUACAAUCAGACAGUUUCUCUGUUCUCCUAAUUUAUAG
Messenger RNA from Porites evermanni, 12180 nucleotides. NCBI's taxonomy places the organism in Eukaryota, Metazoa, Cnidaria, Anthozoa, Scleractinia, Poritidae. The record is from the annotation of a GenBank genome assembly.